AUGAGCAACAGUGCUGAAAGUUCAGCAUAUAUUCAAGAUAGCGACGCUGAUGACCAUGGAGACACACACAGCCACAAAGAAGAGGCUCCUCAAACUAAAUGUGCAAAAGUUGGCAAACCAGCGCAUCCAAUUUGGAGCAUUGCCUUCGACGAUCGGGAGGCUUAUUCACUGCGAAGUCCAAACAACGCUGCAUGCAAGCAUUGCAAACAGUCUUUUCGACACCACCACAAAACGUUCGUAGUUGAAAGGCACCUCCGCAAAUGCAGGCCUUUUAUGAACCUGAUGUUGAACAAGCCUGUAAGUGAACGCCCGGACUGGUGGAAUAAAACCAAGACAACUGAUAAACCGAGGGUGACCGCCUCUACAAGUUCCUCAGCGAGAUUGCAGUCGGUAAGAUCGUUUGCCAUCCCACAUUUUACUGCCGGUGAGCAGAAAAAAUUCAACCUUGAGAUGACUAUGCAUUUUUAUUGUACCGGUACAAGCUUCAUGCGAAUCUAAGAUCCCCAUCUUCUUCAAGCCAUUCAGUUGGCACGGCCUGGUGCACAGUUGCCGACGUGGAAGCAGUUAGCAGACGACAGUAGUAGCAGUUUGCUCGAGAUGUGCUACAGUAACACAAAAGAAAAUGUGAAGAAACUGUUAUCCACCAAGAGCAAAUACAUCUCCAUCACGAGCGACGCAUGGUCUAGCAUUCUAAACGAGCGAAUUGUAAAUUACAUGGCCGUCAGCCCGACUUGUUCACUAUUCCUGGAAGCUGUGCAUACUGAAGAGCUGUCACACAAUGCAGAUUGGCUCACAGCAGAUUUAGUUACAUGUUGGGGUACGAUGCAGGGUUGCUUUAAAUCUUUAUGGGUGACGGACACAGUUUUGAAUGCUUCGGUGUUCGAGCAUAGUUUUGUCUCAAAGGGUAACGCAAACCAGCAGCAGAAACGAGCCUCGGUGAAGGAGAUUAUCACCGAUUCUAAUUUUGUGACAAAGCUCGACAAAUGCAUCAAGAUCCUCGAAGCGAUGCAGAACCUUGCUCCGACGUCUACAAGACAUUCCUUGACAUGGAAGACAAAAUGUGUAAUUUGCCCUACACAGACAACGAGAAGUCCUACCUGGCCGAAUUAGUCAAAAAUCGUUUUGAAUUUAUGUACGGGGAUGCACAUGGUGUGUGCUACCUCCUAGAUCCUCAAUACUUAGGUGAUAAAAUGCAGCGUAACAUUCACAUCAAGAUCGAAGAUUUCAUCUUCAACUUCCCAAAGGAAGAGGGCAACACAUCCGCAGCGAGAAGAGAUCAAUUGGCACAAGAGUACACAUCAUUUCGCAUCGAAGAAGUCAGCGAAAGAGAGCAGGACACAUUCCGCUUCCAGAUGAUUGGCAACUCGAAGUCGGUGUUGCAAUGGUGGAUGGCUGAUGGCACAGAUAGGCCGUUGUUGCAGAAUCUUGCUAUUCGAGUGUUUUCAAUGGCAGCGUCAGCCGCAGCAUAG
Molecule: messenger RNA, 1469 nt
Organism: Paramuricea clavata
Lineage: Eukaryota; Metazoa; Cnidaria; Anthozoa; Malacalcyonacea; Plexauridae
Source: the annotation of a GenBank genome assembly